This is a messenger RNA of Limanda limanda (common dab), 1338 nucleotides long. Its product is annotated as 2-epi-5-epi-valiolone synthase-like. Bases 1 to 1338 code for a protein of 445 amino acids. Gene Ontology annotation, biological process: antibiotic biosynthetic process. NCBI's taxonomy places the organism in Eukaryota, Metazoa, Chordata, Actinopteri, Pleuronectiformes, Pleuronectidae. The record is from RefSeq and is a predicted model, not a curated record. Gene Ontology annotation, molecular function: 3-dehydroquinate synthase activity. The transcript has 5 exons.
AUGCUUUCCCCUAACGACUGCAGCCUCUCACCACAGACCAGGUUCGAUCUGGUCCAGGUGAACGGUGCCUGGACCCGACAGACAGAGCAGUGGCAGGGGGCCGAGGGAAAGUUGAGUCAAGCUAAAAUCUAUGAGAAGAAGUCGGAAAACGGAGUCUCCUGGACAGUGAUCAGCCCGAUCGUGUUCACCUACAGAGUCAUUCAGUGCCAAAACCUACUGGAUCCCAGAAAUGACACUUUGCUGUGGGGUCAUUUAGGAGGGGAAGAGCUAAGAGCGGCCGUAGGAAACUCCAAACCUGUGAAACGAUUUAUCGUCAUCGAUGAAACCGUUGAUCGUCUGUACGGCUCUCGGGUGGUCGGUUACUUUGAGUCCAGGGACGUCGUGUUUAAGAUCCUCCCUCUGCCCACCACUGAGGAGAACAAGUGCAUGGAGUUGGUGACCAGGAUCCUGGAGGAGGUUCAUGAGUUUGGUCUCGACCGGCGCUCCGAGCCAAUCAUAGCCAUCGGCGGUGGGGUCUGUCUGGACGUGGUGGGCCUGGCGGCUUCUCUAUACCGCCGGAGGACUCCGUACAUCCGUGUGCCGACCACCGUUCUGGCUUACGUGGACGCCAGCGUGGGGGCAAAGACAGGGGUCAACUUCGCCGGCGGGAAAAACAAGCUGGGAAGUUACAUCCCGCCGGUGGCAACGUUCUUAGAUCGCUUGUUUUUCCAAACUCUUCCGAUGCGUCAGAUCAGCAAUGGGAUGGCAGAGAUGUUAAAGAUGGCCCUGAUGAAGCACCUGGGCCUGUUCCAGCUGCUGGAGGCCGAGGGCCGGAGGCUGCUGGACACCAAGCUGCAGUCGGACAGCUCCAACAGCUCCGGACACGAAGACAGUGCCGCGGAAUCCACCCGGAUCGCCAUAGAAACAAUGCUGGAGGAGCUGGCUCCCAACUUAUGGGAGGAUGAUUUGGACCGGCUGGUGGAUUUUGGUCACCUCAUCAGCCCCGAAUUAGAAAUGAGAGUUUUACCAGCACUGCUUCAUGGGGAGGCGGUCAACAUCGACAUGUCCUUCAUGGUGUAUGUGGCCCACCAGAGGGGGCUGCUGACAGCAGAUGAGAAGCACCGCAUCAUCCGGUGCAUGCUGGGACUGGAGCUGCCUGUGUGGCACCAGGACUUCACCUUGGCCCUGAUACACAAAUCCCUGAAGGAGCGUUUGAGGCACUCUGCCGGUUCUCUGAGGAUUCCUCUUCCCACAGGACUGGGACAAGCAGAAAUCUUCCACGACAUGAUUGAGGAGAAUGUCCUCAGCCAAGCCUACGAGAAGUGGACCAAUGAGCUCGCUCCCUCUGGGACAUGUUGA